AUUUUUAUUGGUUUCUUCCUAAAAAGAAAAUAUUUAUAAAGUGGAGAAGGGUAUAAAACUCUUCAUCUUCCUUUUCAAUGUUGAGUUAUUGUUAACGUUGUGAAUCUGUGAGGUGUGUGAGGAAGAAGAUGGAGAAGGAGAAGCAGAAAGAAUUGAUAUUAUCAAAUUCAAAGGUUUGUAAAAGGUGUAAACAGAGCUAUGACCCAAAUUCCAACACUUCAUCCUCUUGCCGUUUCCACACUUCUUUCUUCGUUUGUCGCCGUCACGACGAUCAAAAGAGGUACUAUGAACUGGGCCCGGAUGAUCCACCUUAUGCUGCAAAGUUCUAUGACUGUUGUGGGGCUGAAGACCCUGAAGCUUCUGGUUGCACAACCAGCUUUCAUGUCUCUUAUGACGAAGACUGAUUCAGAUGCUACUGAGGCUGGCCUCCUUUUAAGGAAUUGUACCUAUAAGGAGCCCUUCUACACGGUUAGGUGUGUUCUGCUUCUUUUAGUUUAUUUAAUAUAUUACUAAUAUUGAUGCUGCCCAAAUAAAAGGGCAAAAAAUCCAGGGAACUAUGUUCAGUAAUGGUCAACAAUAGCAGAAAACUCCAUGAGUCAAUAAUGCAGGGAACUAUUUACUUCCUUUAUUUUCAAGUUGGCUAUAAUUGAUUUUUAUAGAACUACUCAUAAAUGUGUGAUGGUUAUUGAGAUCUACAU
Messenger RNA from Vigna unguiculata (cowpea), 698 nucleotides. Its product is annotated as F-box only protein. The record is from RefSeq and is a predicted model, not a curated record. Lineage: Eukaryota; Viridiplantae; Streptophyta; Magnoliopsida; Fabales; Fabaceae.